CUUCACAGCACAAAAAAAAAAUCUCUGCAUUCCAAGCAAGACAAGACCUGAUAUUUUGAUUUUGUCUUUUGAUUUCAUUUUAAUCUUAGGCAGAAACGUUCUUUGACCGACUGGAUUAAAGCUCAUCUGUCGGCGAAAGCUUGUCUUGCAUAGAAGGAAACUGGUUACAUAGACAGACUUGUAACUUGCCUAAACAAAUCUAGUUGAUUCAAGUCAAUUGACAGUUGUUUCCAUCAUGAGCAUUCAAAGAGUCUCUUCAUUUGGAUCUUCUACUUCCUCUAGUUGGAAAUAUGAUGUUUUUAUAAGCUUCAGAGGUGCCGACACUCGACGGAACUUUACAAGUCAUCUUUACACUGCUUUAAUUCGAAAAGGAAUUAGUGUAUUUAAGGAUGAUAAAGAACUUAAGAAAGGAAAACCCAUUCCAUCAGAACUCCUGGAUGCAAUUGAAAAAUCAAGAAUUUCAAUUGUUGUAUUUUCAAAAGACUAUGCUUCUUCUCCUUGGUGUUUGCGUGAACUUGCUAGAAUUGUUCAAUGUAAGAAUACUUUGGGACAAAAGGUGAUUCCAAUUUUCUAUGGUUUGGUUCCAUCCGUGGAAAGGGAACACAUGGAAAACUUUGAUAAAGCGUUUGUUAAGCAUGAAGAAGAUUUUAGAGAUAAUAUAGAGGAGGUGGAAACAUGGAAGAGGGCUUUAACUGAUGUGAUCAAACUCCGUGGAGAGGAUUCGAAUGAUAGGGACGAGUCAGAGUUAAUUAAAGCAGUUGUGGAAGAAAUAUCAUGUGAAUUAAGUGGUCAACUGCCAUUCAUUAAUUUCAAGAAAUUACUGGCUGGAGUGAAUUCAUGUUUAGAGAAAGUACAAAUACAAGCAAAUACAAUCAAGGUUCAAUGGCGUGAAUCCACAAUGGCCCCACCUCUGAUGUUCCCUUUUUUUUUUUUUUUUGUUCGAUGUUUUAGAAUAACGCCAAAUAAGUUGCACUGCGUUCCCAUCGGUGCUUUUCCACUGUAACUUGACUUUCAAAACCAAACCACGUGAUUGUAAUAACAUUCUACCAAUUUAAUUAUAAAGGAGGCAGCUUACGUGGUA
Pistacia vera is the source of this 1081-nucleotide messenger RNA. Its product is annotated as toll/interleukin-1 receptor-like protein. The record is from RefSeq and is a predicted model, not a curated record. Bases 236 to 1003 code for a protein of 255 amino acids. The transcript has 4 exons. Gene Ontology annotation, biological process: signal transduction. NCBI's taxonomy places the organism in Eukaryota, Viridiplantae, Streptophyta, Magnoliopsida, Sapindales, Anacardiaceae.